This is a messenger RNA of Struthio camelus australis, 512 nucleotides long. NCBI's taxonomy places the organism in Eukaryota, Metazoa, Chordata, Aves, Struthioniformes, Struthionidae. The record is from RefSeq and is a predicted model, not a curated record.
AUCACCACAGACCUGAGGCAGCGUUGCACAGACAGCCAUACGGGAACCUCAGCCUCUGCACCUAUGGCUGCAGGCAUCAUUGCACUGGCACUGGAAGCAAAUCCAUUUCUGACCUGGAGAGACAUACAGCAUAUUAUUGUAAGGACUUCACGUGCAGGACAUCUGAAUGCUAACGACUGGAAAACCAAUGCGGCUGGUUAUAAGGUGAGCCACCUCUAUGGAUUUGGACUGAUGGAUGCUGAAGCAAUGGUGAUAGAAGCAGAAAAGUGGACAACAGUCCCUCCACAGCAUGUGUGUGUGGAGAACACGGAUCGGCAAAUCAAAACAAUACGACCUGACAGCGUUGUCCGUUCAAUUUACAAAGCCACUGGCUGCUCAGAUAACCCCAACCACCACGUGAUCUACUUGGAGCAUGUGGUUGUGCGCAUCACUAUUACUCACCCUCGACGUGGAGACUUGGCAAUUUACCUAACCUCUCCUUCGGGAACUAGGUCACAGCUAUUGGCCAACAG